AUGAUGGGGUUGAUGGAACAGAUGAAGACAAGGCCAAAUGGUGGGAAGGAUAACGUAAUGUUUUCCGUGGACGAGCGGAAUCAUUUAUUGCACGGAUGCAUCUUGUACAAGGAGACAGGCGAUUUUCUCGAUGGAAAGGAUCAAUUGUGGAUUCAGUGGUAG
Molecule: messenger RNA, 162 nt
Organism: Lathyrus sativus (Indian pea)
Lineage: Eukaryota; Viridiplantae; Streptophyta; Magnoliopsida; Fabales; Fabaceae
Source: the annotation of a GenBank genome assembly